AUGCCUAUUCUUCCUGCUAAAACGGGUCAGGGGUCCACGGGGUCCACGGGUCAGGAGUCCACGGGUCAGGGGUCCACGGGUCAGGGGUCCACGGGUCAGGAGUCCACGGGUCAGAGGUCCACGGGUCAGAGAUCCACGGGUCAGGGGUCCACGGGUCAGGAGUCCACGGGUCAGGGGUCCACGGGUCAGAGGUCCACGGGUCAGGGGUCCACGGGUCAGGGGUCCACGAGUCAGGGGUCCACGGGUCAGGAGUCCACGGGUCAGAGGUCCACGGGUCAGGGGUCCACGGGUCAGGAGUCCACGGGUCAGAGGUCCACGGGUCAGGGGUCCACGGGUCAGGGGUCCACGGGUCAGAGGUCCACGGGUCAGGGGUCCACGGGUCAGGAGUCCACGGGUCAGGGGUCCACGGGUCAGGGGUCCACGGGUCAGAGGUCCACGGGUCAGGGGUCCACGGGUCAGGAGUCCACGGGUCAGGAGUCCACGGGUCAGGGGUCCACGGGUCAGAGGUCCACGGGUCAGGAGUCCACGGGUCAGGGGUCCACGGGUCAGAGGUCCACGGGUCAGAGGUCCACGGGUCAGGAGUCCACGGGUCAGGGGUCCACGGGUCAGAGGUCCACGGGUCAGGAGUCCACGGGUCAGGGGUCCACGGGUCAGAGGUCCACGGGUCAGGGGUCCACGGGUCAGAGGUCCACGGGUCAGAGGUCCACGGGUCAGGGGUCCACGGGUCAGAGGUCCACGGGUCAGGGGUCCACGGGUCAGGAGUCCACGGGUCAGGGGUCCACGGGUCAGGGGUCCACGGGUCAGGGGUCCACGGGUCAGGAGUCCACGGGUCAGGAGUCCACGGGUCAGAGGUCCACGGGUCAGGGGUCCACGGGUCAGAGGUCCACGGGUCAGGGGUCCACGGGUCAGGGGUCCACGGGUCAGGGGUCCACGGGUCAGGGGUCCACGGGUCAGGAGUCCACGGGUCAGAGGUCCACGGGUCAGAGGUCCACGGGUCAGAGGUCCACGGGUCAGGAGUCCACGGGUCAGAGGUCCACGGGUCAGAGGUCCACGGGUCAGAGGUCCACGGGUCAGAGGUCCACGGGUCAGGGGUCCACGGGUCAGGAGUCCACGGGUCAGGAGUCCACGGGUCAGAGGUCCACGGGUCAGAGGUCCACGGGUCAGAGGUCCACGGGUCAGGGGUCCACGGGUCAGGGGUCCACGGGUCAGGGGUCCACGGGUCAGAGGUCCACGGGUCAGAGGUCCACGGGUCAGGGGUCCACGGGUCAGGAGUCCACGGGUCAGGAGUCCACGGGUCAGAGGUCCACGGGUCAGAGGUCCACGGGUCAGAGGUCCACGGGUCAGAGGUCCACGGGUCAGGGGUCCACGGGUCAGGGGUCCACGGGUCAGGGGUCCACGGGUCAGGAGUCCACGGGUCAGAGGUCCACGGGUCAGGGGUCCACGGGUCAGAGGUCCACGGGUCAGAGGUCCACGGGUCAGGAGUCCACGGGUCAGGGGUCCACGGGUCAGGAGUCCACGGGUCAGGAGUCCACGGGUCAGAGGUCCACGGGUCAGAGGUCCACGGGUCAGGAGUCCACGGGUCAGAGGUCCACGGGUCAGGAGUCCACGGGUCAGGAGUCCACGGGUCAGGGGUCCACGGGUCAGAGGUCCACGGGUCAGAGGUCCACGGGUCAGGAGUCCACGGGUCAGAGGUCCACGGGUCAGAGGUCCACGGGUCAGAGGUCCACGGGUCAGGAGUCCACGGGUCAGGAGUCCACGGGUCAGGAGUCCACGGGUCAGGGGUCCACGGGUCAGGGGUCCACGGGUCAGGGGUCCACGGGUCAGAGGUCCACGGGUCAGAGGUCCACGGGUCAGGAGUCCACGGGUCAGGGGUCCACGGGUCAGGGGUCCACGGGUCAGGGGUCCACGGGUCAGGGGUCCACGGGUCAGGGGUCCACGGGUCAGGGGUCCACGGGUCAGGGGUCCACGGGUCAGGGGUCCACGGGUCAGGAGUCCACGGGUCAGGGGUCCACGGGUCGGUGA
Molecule: messenger RNA, 2022 nt
Organism: Knipowitschia caucasica
Lineage: Eukaryota; Metazoa; Chordata; Actinopteri; Gobiiformes; Gobiidae
Source: the annotation of a GenBank genome assembly